This is a messenger RNA of Insectozyma verbasci, 1590 nucleotides long. The record is from the annotation of a GenBank genome assembly. NCBI's taxonomy places the organism in Eukaryota, Fungi, Ascomycota, Pichiomycetes, Serinales, Debaryomycetaceae.
AUGUUCCAUACUACUUCAUCAUCUGCUUCUAUAAUUAUACCAGAACCACAAAGAGCUUAUUCUUUUGAAAUAAAGCAUAAUAAUAUCAAUAAUGAAGAAUAUGAAUUACAUAAUAUUUUGAGCUAUCACCAAGAAGAUGAUAUUUCGAUACGGCCGUUCCAGCCUGAUUCCAAGAGUAAACAAGUGGAUGAUGUAGCUUUUAGUCAAUAUGAACCUUUAGAAGGAUCAAAUAAUGAUAACUUAAGAAGAAGAAGAAAUAGUGAGGUUUCAAUCCGUAGUCAAGGUUCAAUGGCUUUAAUGUAUGGAAGUGAUUUAAAUACAAAUAUACCAGAUGGUGGAUUAAAAGCAUACUUAGUAUUAAUAGGAAGUUUCUUUGGUUUAAUUGCUGAUUUCGGUAUUGCUAAUUCUUUAGGUGCUAUUGAAUCAUAUAUUUCAGACCAUCAAUUGAACGACAUUUCCACAAAUAAAGUUGGAUGGAUAUUUAGUUUACAUUUGGGUAUAAUGUAUUUUGGUGGAGUUUUCUUCGGUGAAUUGUUUGAUAAAUUAGGUGCUAAAAUUCCAUUAGUUGCAGGGACAUUAAUAAUGUGUGUUGGAUUAGUAUUAACAGCUGAGUGUGAGAAAUUAUAUCAAUUUAUCUUGAGUUUUUCAGUUGUAACUGCAAUUGGUACUUCAGUCGCCAUGUCACCUUUAAUCGGUUCUUUAAGUCAUUGGUUUUUAAAAAAAAGAGCAUUAGCUUGUUCAGUUGCAACUUGUGGUGGAUUAGUAGGUGCUUCAAUAUUUGCUGUUAUGUUACAAAGGUUAUAUGAACAAAUUGGGUUUAAAAAUGCAAUUAGAAUUUUAGCAUGUUUAUGUUUCUUUUGUAUGAGUUUAUCUGUUGUUUUAGUUAAAGAAAGAAAAGAUGAGAGUUUACAUCAAGAUUUAGAUAAUGCAGAAGUUGAAAAGAAGAAUAAAGUGAGACAUGUUAUAAAUUUCUUUAAAAGUGCAUUAGACUUUAAAGUUGUUAAUGAUCAAAAGUUUAUAUCAUUGACAAUAGCUGUUUUUCUUGCUGAAAUUGUUUCAAUGACUUCAUUAACUUACUUGGGAUCUUAUGCAUUAGUUCAUGGUAUAAGUAAUUCAGAAUCUUAUUUAUUAUUAACAAUUGUUAAUGUUUGUGGUAUACCAAGUCGAAUAUUUUCUGGCUUUAUAGCUGAUAAAUUUGGUAGAUUUAAUGUUAUGAUAAUAACUUCCAUUUUAACUACAAUUGUAAUAUUUGCAUUAUGGUUACCGGCAAAAGAUAAUUCAAGAGCAUUGUUAAUUUCAUUUUCAGUAUUAUUUGGUAUUACUACUUCUUCAGUUAUAUCAUUAAUUGGUGCAUGUGUUGGACAAAUUUGCAGUAGUUCCAAUUUUGGAAAAGUUUAUGGAGUUUGUUAUUUCUUUCUUGGUUUUUUAACAAUAUUAGGGAUGUAUGCUACUUCCGCAAUUAUAGGUUCUGGAUCAAAACAAAAUUACACAAACUUUGUUUAUUUUGAAGGCGCCUUAUCAGCAUUUAGUGUAAUUGCAUGGUUAUGGGCUAGAUAUGCAUGUGUUGGAUUUAAAUGGUGUAAAUUUUAA